Molecule: messenger RNA, 1543 nt
Organism: Cornus florida
Lineage: Eukaryota; Viridiplantae; Streptophyta; Magnoliopsida; Cornales; Cornaceae
Product: nuclear envelope-associated protein 2-like
Exons: 6
Coding region: 403-1431 (342 amino acids)
Source: RefSeq, a predicted model, not a curated record
UAUUGUUUUUGCUUGUUAAGAAACACACUUCAUGUAAAAUUCUUGUGUUAUGGAGUAACAGACAUGUGGCCCAGAAGCCUGUUGAAUGUGAAUACUCGUUUCUCUCUCUAUGUUGAGGUUGAGAUAUGGUGUGUCUUAUGUGCCAGAAAAAAAACAGAGUUUUUAUUUUUUACUAGUAGAAUUUUUUUUUUUCCUCUGGCGGACUUCGUAUAAUCUAAGCUAAUUAGGUACAGAGCUUUACAUCAAAUCGGCUUAUAUAUGUGGAUAGCCUUUUGAGUACAAGGACUCAGAACAACUUGUUCUAGGACUUGAUACACUGUAUCUACGCGGAAUCAGAUCGUCGGACUAAGAUUGAAGCCGGAGUUACAGUGAUCGGCGUUUAGGUUACUUUGAUUAGCUGUGAUGUCGAGUUCAGAGAGGCCGUCGUCGUCAUCUUCAGCGAGAGAGAUUGAUCCGUUGUUGAAGGAUCUGAGUGAGAAAAAACAAAGCUUUCGCCGGAACGUGGUGUCUUUGGCGGCGGAGCUCAAAGACGUUCGAGUUCGUCUCGCUAACCAGGAACAAUCGGUUGCUCGUGAAACCCUAACAAGACAGGCAUCAGAGACCAAGGCCAAGAGCAUGGAAGAGGAGAUCUGUAGACUGCAGAAGAGCUUGGAGGAGAGAAAUGGGCAGCUUCAAGCAUCGGCAUCUACUGCUGAGAAGUAUCUCAAGGAAUUGGAUGGUUUUAGAUCACAGCUUUCGGCCACUCAAGCAACUGCAGAUGCAAGUGCUGCAUCAGCUGAAUUGGCACAGCUUCAAUGUUUAACACUUCUAAAGGAGUUAGAUGAAAAAAGUAGUUCAUUAAAACAGCAUGAGGUUCGUGUAAAUAGGCUAGGUGAGCAAUUAGAUCUUCUGCAGAAGGAUCUCCAAGCAAGGGAAUCUUCACAGAAGCAACUAAAAGAUGAAGUUUUGAAAAUUGAACAUGAUAUUAUGCAAGCAGUCGCCAGAGCUGGAGCAAGCAAAGACUGUGAGCUGAGGAAAAUAUUAGAUGAAAUUUCACCAAAGAAUUUUGAAAGGAUCAAUAGGCUUUUGACUGUCAAGGAUGAGGAAAUCUCUAAACUGAGAGAUGAAAUCAGGAUUAUGUCUACUCACUGGAAGCUCAAAACUAAGGAAUUGGAGUCGCAACUAGAGAAACACCGGAGAACUGAUCAGGAGUUAAAGAAGAGGGUUUUAAAGUUGGAAUUCUGUCUCCAGGAUGCUCGAUCGCAGACGCGGAAGCUCCAAAGGAUGGGAGAGCGAAGGGACAAAGCUUUGAAAGAACUCAGAGAUCAGUUAGCAACAAAGCAACAUGGUAGAGAUGCGGGUGCCGAAAAACAGAAUUUCUGGGAAAGCUCUGGUUUCAAGGUGGUAGCGUCCUUGUCAAUGCUGAUCUUGGUAUUGUUUUCAAAGCGAUAAAGUUUGUUUUGUUGUUUAUAUUACUAUGUAUAAAAAACAAUGUAAUUGAGGAGAUUAAUGAACAUUGUAGAUGCCGUUUUAUUUGUAGAAGAAAUGCGAGUCACUUUUUUAA